AUGGCCUUGAUUUUUAAAGGAUGGGAUUUCUGCUUCGUUGGAUCCAAUGGCUCUUGCCAGGCGACACAAAGGUCACUGCGUGGGCACCGAGCCCUGGGUCUCGGAGGCGAUUUGCCAAGUCUGGGAGGUGCUCAGAUGAUGCUCGCGGAGGGUGACAGCCUGCCGCUUGGAUUGGCAGCCGGAGCAGCACUGCUGCUAGCGGCUGCUGCCGUAUUUUCAGCAACUUCCAAGCCGCGAGAAGAUGGAGCCAAGGAGGAGGAGCUUCCUCCAUGGGCCAACAUGGUGCAAGUCACGCAGGAUGUGCUCAGUGGGAAGCCGUUUGACACCGUGCUUCUGAACAUGAGACAAAGACAUGGUGAUGCCUUCCGAAUCUAUGUGCCCAGCCUGUUUGGAGAGGUCAUCGUGCUGAUGGGGCUGCAGGCGAAUCAGUUUGUUUUCACCGAACAAGACAAGAACUUGGACCAAGCUCUUGGUGGAGUUGUUGGGACAGCUGUGUCUGGCAAGAAGACGAUGGGCACAAAGGAGCGCAAAAGCACUGAGUCCGGAAAGAUCUUCGAUAAGGCUUCUGCGGACUUCUUCGCCAACAAGAAAGCGCUCGCUCGGGCAACGCAAAUCUUUGUUGACUCAGCGGAGGACUUUUGCGAUCAAAUGGAGCAAGAGCUGAAGCCAGAAGAAAAUGUCUUUGAGAAGCUCUGGACCUAUGUCGUCCAGACCAAUGCUGACAUGUUGUACGGGAACGGCGAAAACGCUGGCAGCAUCGUGUGCAAUACCAUUGACAGCAUCAACAAGGAGGGCUUGUUUUCCUCGCAAGUACGUCAAGCUGGUGAAGAUUUGAGAAAGGUGUUGAAUGAAAGAUAUGAGGACAGGAAAAACAAUCCUGAGAAGUAUGUUGGUGAGGACUCCUUGUUUGAGGAGUUCUUCCUGCUUUCAAAAGGCGAGGCAGAUGACGAGAUGCUUCAAGGCCUGCAGCAAUUCAUGCUGACCCUGCAGCUGGCAGCCAAUGGAAACCAGCUGGUGACCAUCCGCUGGCUGAUGUCCCAUGUCUAUGGAGAUCCCAAAAUCCUGGAGGGCGUCAGAGCUGAAGUGGCUGAACUGCUGCAGCGGAAGGCUUGUGGUAUUCGCGAUUUGAAGUUGGCUGACCUGCUGAGUCUGAACUUGACUAACGCCUGCAUCACCGAAGCGGUUCGACUACACAGUGACAUUCCAUCGAAGCUGACCCUGAGAUCCGCAGAGAUUCCAAUGGAAUUUGGUGGCUACAAGAUUCCUAAAGGGGCCACCAUUUUCUUGUAUGCGGAUGCAGUGCAUAAGGACGAGAAAUACUUUCCGGAUGCCGCUGCGUUCUGCCCUCACCGCUACACCGAUGAGGAGGUUUUCACCCAGAAGGCCCGAGACCGAGAGGUGGUGACCUUUGGACACGGCCGAAAGCGCUGCACGGGCGAGCUGCACGCACGGUCGCAGAUCUCGGCUUUGUUGGCAUCCUUUGUGAUGCGCUUUGACAUGGACCUUGUCACCAAUGAGGAGGGCAAUCAGAUCCCAGAGGACCACGAUGGCCCUUUCGUUUUCGACACGGCCAAUAGCCUGAAGUUGGUGAAUUUGCGGCCGAGAGCAGGCGACAUGAGCUCCUCCGUGGCAUCCGUCUCCGUCGCGGCCGCCGCGUUGGCCAGUCGCAGUCAAUCUGGGCCGUCGAGCUCUGGAUCAUGCCCUUUCAGUGGCAUCUUUGGCAAGUCCUGA
Molecule: messenger RNA, 1731 nt
Organism: Cladocopium goreaui
Lineage: Eukaryota; Dinophyceae; Suessiales; Symbiodiniaceae
Source: the annotation of a GenBank genome assembly